AGCGUAAAAUAUUCAAGUCUAUCAAUUAGCACUAACCCAAAGCAAGCUUUUUCCAAAUAUUUUUCAUUUCCCAAGAAACGCUACUUUCGAAGGCAAGCGCAACAAUACAAUAUUUAUAUAUACAAAGUUUUGCACUCUCCGCCCAUCCCUUCAUUCUCUACUGAGCUCGGCUUCGUUUUAUAGAGAAGGGAAGGGACGAAGAGAGCAGAGAAAAUUAGGAGAAGAAGCGUUUUUGUGGUAAUUUCCACCCAUUUUUGUAGUUUCCCUUGUUUAAGUCAGAAUAUUCGUAUUCGUAUACCCUUAUUGUUAUACAUGAGUAUUGAACUUUGUUUUUGUGUUGUUGGUGGAGGAAAAUUUUGAAUUUUUAGCCAACUUAGUUCAUACAUAAGUGUGGGAAACAUCCGUUUCUUAUAUUUGUGGGAUAUGCUCUGGUGGUGUUGAAUACUGCAAAACUUUGGGAGAUAAUUCUAUUUUCUUUGAUCUUUGAACAUAUGGGUAGAAGAAGGGCAAAAGGUGUGGGAAAUGAGGGGCUGUUGAUGAAUUCUGGAAUUGGGUUCUUGUGGUGUCCCCAAGAUGAGAAUUAUCACAUUGGGGGGUUGUUUGCAUGUGUGGGGCAAAUGGGGAUGGGGUUUGAGAUAUCCCCAAAAUCUACAGACAAUGCCUUAAAGCUUCCGAUUUCUUUCGGGAAGCACGGGUUGCCAGAACCUGGUUUGUCUAUGGGUGGAAAGGUGGAAUCAAUGCCGGGUGAAGCUUUGAAAGUUGGAGAGGAAGGGGUGCUGACUACGAAAAAUAAGAAAAAAAGUGGUCUUAACUUAAAAGUUAAGAUUGGGAAUCCAUCGUUGAGGAGGUUGAUAAGCGGAGGGAUUGCAGGUGCAGUUUCACGUACUGCAGUGGCUCCACUGGAGACAGUAAGGACUCAUUUGAUGGUAGGAAGUUGUGGCCAUUCAACGACUGAAGUAUUCCAGAAUAUAUUGAAGCACGAAGGAUGGCAGGGCUUAUUCAGGGGUAAUCUCGUGAAUGUUAUUCGGGUUGCACCAAGCAAGGCAAUAGAGUUAUUUGCUUAUGACACAGUUAAGAAGCAGCUGACACCAAAACCUGGAGAGCAUCCCAAACUAUGCAUACCUGCUGCUCCAAUUGCAGGUGCUGUUGCAGGAAUUAGCUCUACCUUAUUCACUUACCCAUUUUCAUGA
Molecule: messenger RNA, 1190 nt
Organism: Olea europaea var. sylvestris
Lineage: Eukaryota; Viridiplantae; Streptophyta; Magnoliopsida; Lamiales; Oleaceae
Product: adenine nucleotide transporter BT1, chloroplastic/mitochondrial-like
Exons: 2
Coding region: 492-1190 (232 amino acids)
Biological process (GO): transmembrane transport
Source: RefSeq, a predicted model, not a curated record